Molecule: messenger RNA, 678 nt
Organism: Prorocentrum cordatum
Lineage: Eukaryota; Dinophyceae; Prorocentrales; Prorocentraceae
Source: the annotation of a GenBank genome assembly
CUCCUUUUCCUCCUCCCGGCGACGGCAGCCGCCCGGCGUCCCCGCGCACGGUCGCAGGCUGGGCGGCCCCGCUGGCGCCGCGGGAGGGGGGGGGGGCAGCCGCCCCGAGCGCCCACCGCACUGGCCGAGGAGGAGGAGCCGAGGUCCGAGGCUACGGGGGAGGAGGAAGGAGGAGGAGGAGCGGAGGAGGGGACGGGAGCGCCUGCGCGCCUCCCGGCUCGGAGAGGCCCCGCGCGGUGGCACCUCACCCGCCCAGCUUGACGCCGAUCUUGCCCCUCUUCCUGGCCACGGCGGCGGGCGCCGCCGGCGCCGCAGGGGCGGCCGCCGGAGCCGGGUCCGCCGGCGGCGGCGCCACGCUCGCGAACGGCCGUGGCGGCGCCACGCUCGCGAAUGGCCUCGCGGCCGCGGCCGUCUCGGGCUCCCCUGGCUGGGGGGCAAAGCGGGACACGCCGGGGAAGACGGGAAGGAAGAGAAGGAGGGCCGAGGAGGAGGAGGAGGAGGAGGGAGGGAGGAACAAGGAAGAGAAGGAAGAGGAAGAGGAAGAGGAAGAGGAAGGAAGACGAGGAGAAGGAAGAGAAAGGAGGAAAGGGCUUUGAGUGGUCCUGAAGGGUCCAGGCACAAAUGUUUGACGGGUCCAGGGCAUCGAAGGGCGUGAAAGAUCCAGGGGGUCCUGGGGGC